CCCCCGGUGCUGAAGGCGGCGCCGGCCACCGUGUUCAAGUUCCCGCUGGCUCCUUUGGGCUGCUCGGGGCUGGGCUCAGCUCUGCUGGCCGCCGGAUCAGGGCUGCAGGGCGGCUCGGCCUCGCCCCAUCUCCCGCUGGAGCUGCACCUCCGCGGCAAGCUAGAGCCGGGACCCCCGGAGCCGGGCGGCAAAGCCAAAAAGGGUCGUCGGAGCCGCACCGUCUUCACCGAGCUGCAGCUCAUGGGGCUGGAGAAGCGCUUCGAGAAGCAGAAAUACUUGUCCACGCCCGACAGAAUAGACCUGGCCGAAUCGCUGGGGCUCAGUCAGCUCCAGGUGAAAACCUGGUACCAGAACAGGCGCAUGAAAUGGAAGAAAAUAGUAAGUGGGCCUUUUGCGCGCUGCACCGAGCCCGGUCCGCUCCCCGCGGGGUAUCGAGCACUGCCCGCAAGCUCGUCCUGCUGCAUGCUGGCCAAAAAGAGGAGGCAAGUUAGAGAUUCAAAUCCGAGGUCUCUGGCGGAUCUACGAGGACAGACCGAAGCGCGGUGCUGUCCUGGCCGGUACCAGGCGGAUUCUCUUAUUUUCCUCAGGGUCCGGGAAAAGCAAGACCCGCAGACUUUGUUCGGGGAGGUGUCGGUGCUCUCGCGUUUUAAAGAUACGUGA
Molecule: messenger RNA, 660 nt
Organism: Chaetura pelagica (chimney swift)
Lineage: Eukaryota; Metazoa; Chordata; Aves; Apodiformes; Apodidae
Gene: BARX1
Product: BARX homeobox 1
Exons: 3
Biological process (GO): regulation of DNA-templated transcription
Molecular function (GO): DNA-binding transcription factor activity, RNA polymerase II-specific; DNA binding
Source: RefSeq, a predicted model, not a curated record